This is a messenger RNA of Chilo suppressalis (striped riceborer), 1563 nucleotides long. The record is from the annotation of a GenBank genome assembly. NCBI's taxonomy places the organism in Eukaryota, Metazoa, Arthropoda, Insecta, Lepidoptera, Crambidae.
CACAGAUUCAAUGCACAGAUUACAGCAGAUGUUCAUUCUAUUUGGCAUUGAUGAAUUAGUUAGGUAUUUAGUUAUUUUUAUGACUUUUCUGUAGCGUUUAUUUACUAUUUAUUAAACAGAAAUGUCUUUUGACGUGAACUGGAACCCUGACAAGUAUAGAGAAGAACACGAGAGCGACGAACAUUGGGAGCUAAGGAAAGCGUUCAUGGUGCGAUGGAAAAAUGACUAUCCCGAAGAGAGAUUGGUAUGCUUGGCUCGAGUAUUUACUAACAUGGAGUUCAUGGGAUGCCGGUAUCCUCCUGAGAUUAUGCACGAAGUAGCAGGUCUAUCACACGAGGUAGCUCAAUCAUACAGAAACUCGAGGAAAACAAAAUUACAAAGAACUUUUGUGUCUGCCUCAACAGCAGCAGAAGAUAGAGCUAAAGGAGUAAAACGAGAAGGUGGAGUGAUUACAAACAGUCCACCUACUAAAUCGGCCAAAAUAGACUUUGUGCCUCAGGGACAAAUAAUUGAGGAACCGGAAGUUGUUGACACAGAUGAAGUGGUUCACAAUGAUAUGCCCACAAAUGAUUUGAAAACUGAUAGCAGUGAAAGUAAAAUUGAGCAAGAAAAGAGCAGUUCUGAACUAGUAGAUAAAACUAAUGAAUACUUGGACGACUUGAUGAAAAUUAAAUGCCUUCAAAUUCGGCAGUUCACUGAUCGAAUGUUCACCACAGAGUAUGGUCGUAUGGUAUUAUUAGUAAGGCCAUGGGCAAGCAAAUUGUGGAAUAUUCAAACUAGUUGUCAAGUAUGCAGUGUGAGCCUACAAACCAAAUACAAUGAUGGCUGGUUUUCUUUAUGUAUUAAUGGAAUAUUAGUUGCCCAAGCAAAGGGGUCAAAAGCUGAGGCAAAAAGUAUAGUUGAAAUGCUAGCAUGGGAUAGAUUAAAGAGAGAAAUUAUAACAGUAUUGGUGAAAGAGCAGUGGAUUGCCCAAAACGGUUCUCGCAUAUCUACAGAUGACAUCACACAGCCCACAAAACAAAAUGACUUUGGGGCACCUGUUGAUUCGAGUGUCGCUGCUAAGUUAGUGUUAUUAUGUAAUAACUUCAUAUUUUACUAAACUAAUACAGGGGUCAAAGAAUGCGUAAAUGUGGUAAUAUCAUUACUAUGUUUAUUAAAAAGUCGAAUUUUGUCAGUUCCUUAAUCUUAUUGUCAUUGUCAAGUUUUGUUUCGAAUCUUCAAAUAAUGUUUUUAAUAUAUUUAGUCAACAAUCACCAUCUCAGUCACACAGGCAACUUGGCCCUUUACUGUAGGCGCCUUACAGCCCCUGCUAUGCAGUAUUAAUGUCUUAAUAUUUACAGAAAACACUUUGAAACUUAUGCAUUGCAUUGUAAAUAUAAUAAUCAGUGGGUUAAAACGCGUGUUUUCAAAAACGUUUUCGUAUCUUCUUUAUCUCGGCAUUUCGAUUUUACUUGGUGGCGGAAUAUUCUUUAUCGGAAGCAGAUAUUUGAUGCAGACAGCAAUGCAUCAGUCGCCCUGUGACGAUGAUCUGUGGAAGCUGCUCGAAACUUCAGGAUAAAGAAG